Oikopleura dioica is the source of this 1899-nucleotide messenger RNA. NCBI's taxonomy places the organism in Eukaryota, Metazoa, Chordata, Appendicularia, Copelata, Oikopleuridae. The record is from the annotation of a GenBank genome assembly.
AUGGAUAAAGAAGAUGAUCUUCAGGGCUUUGAAGAUCCCAUGAAUUCGCAUUUGUCGCUGUCAGGCGGACGAAGACACAGUUUCGGAGCUUCCGGCUGCUUAACUGACGAUUUCUUGGAGAGUGUGAACACGCUCAACAAGGAUAAAAGUAACUCGACAGACAGGCUGAAAAAUGCCCACGAAGAAGAAUUAAAAUUCUUUAAAACUCCACCAAGGGUCAAGAGGCAAGCCUCAAAACAAUCUAUGCCCGGUCUGCUUGCAGAUGUUUAUAAUAAAAAGACUUUGGCCUUCCAAGAUGUAUCAGAGCAUGAUGAAGACGAGGAAUCGGACGAGAACGGCAAUUUAAUUCUCAGCGAGAAGAAAAAGAGUACGUCACAUAAAAAUGAGUUGGAAGAAGAAUCAGACGAGGACGAAGGCCCAGCCUGGGACUCAAAAUUCCAGUAUUUACUCGCUCUUCUCGGCUGGGCAGUUGGUCUCGGCAAUAUUUGGCGAUUUCCCUUCUUAUGCUGGAAGCAUGGUGGCGGAGCUUUCUUGAUUCCCUAUACAGUACUACUUAUCUUCGAAGCUUUUCCCCUUUUCUUCUUGGAAUUACUUUUUGGUCAAGUGCAUCGAGUGGGUAGUGUAAAAUUAUGGUUCAAGUUUGACAAGAGGGCGCUUGGUAUUGGCUGCGCUAGUGCCGUCACAUGUCUGCUUAUCGCCCUUUACUACAACGUAAUUCUUGCCUGGGCGGCGAUCUAUCUUGGCACCUCCUUUUCAAAGAAGCUCCCUUGGACCGACUGUCCGACUAUCAACGGAACACCAGUGCAAGAAUGUGCAGAAACUAGUCCGACAGAGUACUACUACUACCGGAAUGUUCUUGACUUUUCCGGCUGGGGAGAGGAGGGCUCCAAUGACAUCGUUACGAAAGUGCUCGUCUCCAAUGUGGUUGUAUGGGGAUUGGUCUUCAUUUCUUGUGUUAAGGGCAUUUCAUCCGCAGGAAAAGCCAUUCCCGAUAUUUCGAAAGCUUUCAAAAUUGGAGCAUGGAAAGACGCAGCCAUUCAGACGUUUUUCAAUCUCGGCUUAGCGUAUGGUACAGUCAUCUCUUACAGUUCUUUCAAUCCGAGGAAGAACAACUGCCAGAAAGACGCGAUAUUUGUUGCCACAGCCAAUUAUAUUGUCUCAAUUAUCGCUUCGAUGACGGUCUUUGGAAUCGUCGGCUUCAAAGCGCUCAGCAGUACCGACCGAUGUAUCUUGGGCAAGCUCGACGACAACGAGCUUGCAACUCGAAUGUUGCCGGUAUUCGGAGUCGACGCAAUUAAUAAGACGACAAUCGAAGCAGUGACCGAUGUGAUGGAAUCGAAAUCUUACGCUGGCUUUGAAGAAUUCGCGAACUGUUCACAGAAAAUCAAACAGUCCUACUUCACUGCUGGCUCUUGUGUUACUCUAACGCUUGUUGGAGUCAUAUUUUGCCUUCGAAGCGGGAUCCAGUGGCUUGACAUCUUUGAUAGCAACGCAUCGACUAUCCCUCUUCUGGUUAUCGCAUUUCACGAAUGUAUAAUGUCGGCAGUAGUCUACGGCGUCGAAAAAAUCCGCAAAGAUAUCAAAUCGGCGCUCGACUAUAUUCCAACUGUGCAGCCGUUCUGGGAUAUUUGCUGGAAGCUUAUCUCGCCCGUUUUGCUCGGCGUUAUCAUUGGAUUUUCAUUCUAUGACCUGUUCACAGCGCCCGUCAAGGUGUCUUACUGGGACUCGGUGACAUUCACGGGGCCUGACAAGGCAAGCGCUCCUAACUUCAGUAUCUUCUGCCUCUACCUCAUUCUGUUGACUCCACUGAUGAUGAUUCCUAUCCAGUUCGUGCUCCAGACGAUCAAGCUCCGUCGUCAAAGAGCGUACAAAGAGGCUAACAACAACAAUAUCACUUAA